Molecule: messenger RNA, 978 nt
Organism: Lindgomyces ingoldianus
Lineage: Eukaryota; Fungi; Ascomycota; Dothideomycetes; Pleosporales; Lindgomycetaceae
Exons: 1
Coding region: 100-840 (246 amino acids)
Source: RefSeq, a predicted model, not a curated record
AUUCACACUGCAACAUCCCCCCGCGUGCCUUCGCUCUUUCCUUGCCUCCACCCUCUGAUUAGGCACCUCACUAGGCCGCACCUGUGCCGUCUCACCACUAUGGCAGACGUGCGGUCGAUGCUUCGCCAGGAGCGAGCAGCCCGACAGCAGACCGGACGUCUACAGAAGCAAUCGGCAGCACCCGCAGCCGCGCCCACAUCGAGGAAGAGAAAAGCAACGGGUGAUUCUGGGGAAGAGAGAAAGCGUACAAGGACAGAGCAAGCAAAGGGGGUGCCAACGGAGUCCCUGGACUCUCUGAACGACCCGCCAGUCACGCAAGCGAGCACUCCCAAUGCCGCAGACGUCGCGCAAACAAGCGUCGCGGAAGCUGGGCAGCCGCCUAUACCUGAAGAGCUUACAUACAACCCUCCACAACCACAACUUACGACCGCCGAUGAGGACGACCUAGACGCAUUCAUCAAAGAAAUGGAAGAAGCGCCACUGCCACAGCAUACAUUACCGGGGUAUUCUGGCGCGGUCAUCGAAGGCGCCCCCAUGACAGCUGCAGAACUUGCUGCGCAAGCACGAGAAGAGCAGAGCGCACAGCGUGGCAGGAGGGAGGAGGAAUUGGAGGCCGAGAAGGAAGAUGCAGCGCGGCAGCUGGAAGUCGAAUUCGAGGACAUGGACGAGCUGGAGGAAAGGGUUAGGAAGUUGCGCGAGAAGAGGGAAGCACUGCGGAAUGCGCAAGCACAGACGGACAUGGAGGGCGUGGUAAUAGUUGUGCCGGAGCCCGUGAAUAUGGAAGACGAGAGCGACUCGGACGACGAGGAUUGGGAUGAUUGGAGAUUCCGCUUGGCUUGAGGGCAUAGUCUUGCAGGAACUCUCUCCUCAUAGUUCGGCUAGAUGCUCUUUCAUAAGUAUGUACUAUUACAAUCAUGUACCAUUACCACGACCUAGAUACCAAGGUCACUCGGCCUUUUCGAUACCCAUCAAAUCGAC